This is a messenger RNA of Homalodisca vitripennis (glassy-winged sharpshooter), 6924 nucleotides long. Its product is annotated as ATP-dependent RNA helicase DDX42. NCBI's taxonomy places the organism in Eukaryota, Metazoa, Arthropoda, Insecta, Hemiptera, Cicadellidae. The record is from RefSeq and is a predicted model, not a curated record. The coding region runs from base 159 to 2429 and encodes 756 amino acids. The transcript is spliced from 16 exons. Gene Ontology annotation, molecular function: RNA helicase activity; nucleic acid binding; ATP binding.
GUUUUGUAGUGGUUUUGUUGGGCUUUGUGUACUAAAGCAGUACAACUGUAGACUGCUGCUAAUAUUAAAAAUUAUAUAUUAGUGUUGUUGACUUCUGUUCUGUGGAAUGUUAGUGUUGUUUUCGUUUUUCCUGUAGUGUAAGAGAAAGACUAGUCACAAUGUCCUCCAACAGAGGAGGUGACAAUAAACCAAAAGGAUUUGGUUUCUCUGGGUUCCAAGUGAAGAGUAGGUCAGAGAGAGCCAAUGCCCUCCCUCCGCCCCCCAACAGUGCCCUCAGCAAGCAGGGGUACUCUACCAUGACAGCCAUCACCAACAACGCUCUCUCUGCUUCAUGGGGAAUCCCGAAGAAGAGAUCCAAAACAGAAGAAGAAUAUUUUGAUGAAGAAGAUGAGACCAAUAAUAGCGCCCUGGAGUAUAUCCCAGCUCCGGGCAGUCCCACUUACAAGGGCCAGGCAGCAGCGGCGGCUGAUUCUGACUCGGAGGAAGAUCCUCUCGACGCUUUCAUGGCUGGGAUCGAGACUCAGGUGAAAAAAGAUCUUACUGCAAGUAUAAAAAAAGGAGCUAGUGCAGAGGCUUCGGUCGAAGACGAUCCAAGUAAAGGUAUUCGAGGGGACAUCGAAGAAGAAGAUGUUGAGGAGUCCUAUUACAGGUAUAUGGAGGAGAAUCCGAGAGCUGGAUUGCAAGAUGAUGAGUCGGAUGUUGAGAUAGAGUAUGAUGAAGAUGGCAACCCGAUAGCACCUAAGAAAUCUAAGAUAAUUGACCCUCUCCCUCCGAUUGACCAUUCGGAGAUCAAGUACUCAGAUUUUGAGAAGAACUUCUAUACUGUGCAUGAGGAAAUUGCUGCCAUGACUGAGGAUCAGGUGAACCAACUACACAACACGCUGGGACUCAAGGUGACAGGAGCUCAGCCACCUCGUCCCGUCAGCAGCUUUGCCCAUUUUGGAUUCGAUGAACAGUUGAUGAAAGCAAUCCGUAAGUCCGAGUACACGCAACCUACCCCCAUACAGGCUCAGGCCGUGCCCACAGCUCUCAGUGGCAGAGACAUCAUUGGCAUAGCCAAGACAGGCAGUGGGAAGACUGCGGCUUUCAUCUGGCCGAUGCUGAUCCAUAUAAUGGACCAGAAGGAGUUGGCGCCCGGAGACGGACCAAUAGGCCUCAUCUUAGCACCCACCAGAGAGCUGUCUCAACAAAUCUAUGCAGAGGCAAAGAGGUUCGGCAAGGCAUACAACAUCAACGUGGUCUGCGCAUACGGUGGCGGUAGCAAGUGGGAGCAGAGCAAGGCGCUGGAGGGGGGAGCAGAGAUUGUGGUGGCCACUCCUGGUCGUGCCAUCGAUCUUGUGAAGAUGAAGGCCACCAACCUGGAGCGGGUCACGAUGUUAGUGUUGGAUGAGGCCGAUCGGAUGUUCGACAUGGGCUUUGAGCCGCAAGUUCGAUCAAUCUGCAAUCAUGUGCGGCCUGACCGUCAGACCCUGCUUUUCAGUGCCACAUUUAAGCGCAGAGUGGAACGGUUGGCACGCGACGUGCUGACUGAUCCUGUGCGUAUAGUGCAGGGCGAUGUGGGCGAGGCUAACACCGACGUGUCCCAGCUUGUCACAGUGUUGCCCCAACAUGCAAAGUUGGGCUGGCUCGUCAAACACAUUGUUUCCUUCCUGUCUGCCGGCAGCCUUCUCAUCUUUGUCACCAAGAAGCUGGAUGCAGAACAACUGGCGAGCAGUCUGACGCUGAAGGAGUUUGAGGUACUACUACUCCAUGGAGACAUGGGACAGACGGAGAGAAACAAAGUCAUCACCAUGUUCAAGAAACAGGAGGUCAGCAUUCUAGUCGCCACCGAUGUUGCCGCUCGAGGUCUGGACAUCCCCCACAUUCGCACAGUGGUCAACUACGACGUAGCCAGAGAUAUUGACACCCACACCCACCGGAUCGGGAGGACAGGGCGUGCUGGAGAGAAGGGUACAGCUCACACGUUGGUCACAGAGAAGGACAAGGAGUUCGCUGGACACCUGGUCAGGAACCUAGAGGGGGCCAACCAGCCUGUGCCUAAGGCUUUACUGGAUCUUGCCAACCAGAGUGCAUGGUUCCGGAAGUCAAGGUUUAAGGGUGGCAAGGGCAAGUCACUCAACGUAGGAGGAGCAGGGCUAGGCUUCCGAGAGAGACCAGGCCUGGGACACACUGACAGUGGAGCUUCCAGUGGACCCUCCAUGAGCAUUGCCGACAUGCUGCCUAAGUCGAAGACAGGUCCUGGAACUGACAGGCUAGCAGCAAUGAAAGCCGCCUUCAGGGCACAGUAUCAAAGUCAGUUCACAGCUUCCGAGGAUCACACGUGGGAGCAGACUAGGGACCAUCCUCAGGGUGUAACACAACCUUUGUCCAAGGGUCCGCUCAAGGAGAGGAAGGCAAAGAGGAGUCGUUGGGACACCGAUGAUUCCUAGGGAAAAAAAACCUCCUCGUAGAAUACUUCUGUUAAGUGUAUAUUAAUAUACAAGUUGUUUUACUUUUUCACAAGAUUAGUCAUGUAUCCUCUGUUUCUUUUGUCAUUGUGACAAUGUUUCACUUUUGAUCUUGUAAAUAAAAGGAUGUUUUUUUUAUAAUCCUUGUUCAGAGACUAUACGCUGAUAAGACUGAUGGGAAGUAGUGAAUGUCGAUUUUGUUAAGAUUAAAGCCCAGUCAGUAGGUUGAGGACAUCUUAGAAAUUCCAUUGUGUUCUUUUAAUAGUGACAAUGGUUGUAUGAAGCAUUGAUCUCUUUGUUCAAGAAUUUUUGUCUCUAGCGAUGUAUCUCGAUUCAAAUUUAGCCACACAGUUAGAGCAUAUAUGUAAAAAGUUAUUACACAUAGAGAAGUAGGCAAAUUUUCUCUUUGAAGUUCAUGAACUUUUGUUUUAAAUUUAUUCCAUCGUUCCUCUCAUUAAAUAAAUCUAUGUAUAUAGAAAAAUUAAAAGAAAUUACUUAAGUAUUGCUAAUGAAGUUAGAAGACAAGAAUAAACAUCGAAUUUUACUAACUUUUAGUACCUAUUAUUGUUCAAGCCUUUUUCCUCACUGUAACAAAAUUGUAGGUACGGUAUUUGGAAUUAUUGAACAAUUUUCCUACAAAUAGGAUCCAAAUUAUGACAGUAUAAUUGCUUGCCCUGUUCAAUGUCACUGGGUUGAAUGUGUAGGAAAGGGUAAACCAAUUUUUAAAAUUUUCAUUUUUACAUGCUUGUAACUUUGAAAGCAUAGGAUGAGUUGAAAUUGUAUGGAUUUGUUGGUGAUUGGUAAUUCAGACAAGAAGAAAAAAUUAUUUGUUGUCCAAGUAAAUCCAGUGUAUUUAAACAAAGGAGCAUUACUUGUAAGAUGUGAAUACCAAAUGAAGAAGUACCUGUAUGAAUUACUGUUCAUCAUAAUUUGAGGUAAAGAUCUCAAGUUUUGAUUUAUGAAAGAUUUGAGAAAAGAACGUUCAUUAAGUUGAAGAGUUUUCAAUUAUUUGAAAGUUGUUAUGCAUGCUGAUAGAAUUUUUACUAUGGAAUGUCUUCAUUCAUUAUCCUCAGAUUGUUGAGUUUACUCUGUAAUUAAUUUUGUUUUAAUCAAGUAAGUCUUCCAUUAAAUGGGUGACCACUUUUCCAAUUGUGUUAUUAAAUGUAAAAAUCGUUUACAUUACCCAACAUUUUAUAAAUAAAUAAACGGAUGCAUGGCUGUUAGCUAAAACAUAACAGAUUGUAAUAUUAUAUGGCUGCGAUAAUCAUUGGGUAAGUAAUGUAAGGGAAAAUAUAUGAAUGCCUGUCAACACUAAAAGAAAGUUUAACUUUUAUCUAUUUGUAAAUUGUUCCUAAUUUAUUUCUUGAAAUAAAUAAUAUAGUGAUUGACAACUUACCAGUAUAAAAUGUAUAAAUUAAUACUAUAGUUUGUACUCCUAUUUUAGCCCUGUAGAACACUGAUUUAAUUCACACAUACUUUUACCAAUUGCAUCAAUUCAAUUUAAAAAAUAAAUAACUAUGUAUACUAUAUGCAACUUCCACCUAGCUGACGAUCGUUUUGAGUUUUCACAAUGCAAAGACAUGUGUAGUUGAUAGCUGCAAUUUAAAUCAGCAUACCCUGUGUCUUAACCUAAAUACGUGUUGUGGCUUUCUCCGUUUUACUGACACUCAAUGUCCCGGUUUAUAGGUUUGUGAGGAGUAAAUCCUUAGCUAAUCAUUAAAAUUAUAUUUUAAAUAUUAAAACCUCAAAUUCUUUGAGUAUUAAGCACUGAGUAAUUUUUGUAUUUUUUUUAUUCGUCCCUGGGUUUAGUUUAAGCUUUAAAGUUAAGCCUGGUGCAAAUCAGUACAACUAUCCCAUCUUUUAGGAUGGAGAUAUGCUGCUGUUGUAUUGUCUUUGAUUAGUCUCUUCUGUGGUAUACAAAUUGAAAUAUCACUACCAGACAACUGUAACCCUUCGUACGUAAAUCUUUCACGGCUUAAUUUACUCAACACUGCGUAUGACGGGAAGUAUCGUAAUUAAGUUUUUGUGCUUUUUCAUAAACUGUACUUUGUAAAACUAGUGAUAUAAUGUACUAGAACGUUGAGCGAACGUCAGACAACAGCUGUGCUUCAUUCAUUGUUGUUAGCCUCGUGUUAUUGAUCCGAAACUGGUUUAUGUAGCUACCAACCGCCAUUUUGUGCUCUAUGCUGGUGUUUUUGACUGGUUUUUCUGUACUGCCAGUGCAACUCUUGAGAACAGCGUGUAAAGUUUGUUCCUGUGUUGUGUUGCGUGUUAAAUCAUGUGUUCAAUUUGUUUACAGUUAUAGAUGACUAAUAGGACUUUUAUGUCUUUGAAAUACUGAUUGUAUCUGUGCUAGACAAGUGCUUUGAAGUGUUUCACACUCAGAAAACCUUUUGACAUAUGAAUUCUGUGUUUGGUAUUGGUUAUGCAUUUUUAAUUUGUAAAACAUAACAAGUUUUUUUUUUAAUAUUCAGGUUUUAUUUAUGUAUUUAUUUUUUUGCCUUACAAUAACUUCAAAAACCUAAAUUGAAAGAGAAAUUUAAAAAAAUUAAAAUUAAUUUGUUAUAGUAUCGUACUAAGAGUAAGAACGGAAAUUUAUAUUUAGCGUUGUAAGGGUUAUUAUAGUACGAUACCUUGUUAUUAUUGACUAUCGUGUAUCACUGAGGCAUUAAAUGCUUUCGACUCGUUUUUACAAACCUUCUGUCUGGAGUACCUGAUUUUCUGAAUUCACAAGAGAAAGGCAAUAUUACCUCAGCAUGUAUAAAAUUUCAAAUUUGAGACUAUUGGAUAGUAAUGGAGCAGUUACAAAUUGCAGUAACUAGGAUACACAGGUUACAGUCACCUAGGGGGUAUAGAACAAGGCACUUACCAUUGAUUAUGAUUAUGUAUUAGGGUGUACCACAUUUACUAUACAUUAGUAACUGAAUCAUAAUUCAAUAACAAAACUCAUCAAAUUAAUAGUAUAUUAUGUGAAAUAUUUUUAUCAUGGAACUGGCAGUUAAAAUCCGUUUGUCCUGUAAUAACUUAUACUUCAUACAAGCCAAGUAAAACCUUGGAAUCAUAAAACUAAAUUCUACAAUUUUUAGGGAAGCACAGAUAAAAAAUAUACAAUAGGUUUGAAAUUGGAAUUAAAAUAUGGCAAAAGGAUGGAAUUAGUUGUUUAGGUUUUUAAUUAUAUGGUUUUAUAUAUGGAAAUAUAAAUUAAUUGAUUACGCUUCACAACUACCCACAUGAACUGACAUAGAAUAAAAAAACUAUAAUAUUACAUUGUCUGAUCACCCACAUAAUUAGAUACUCGUUGUAGUAAAACUUAACACUAAUGUAUAACAACUUGUGCUGUGUAAACAUCUUAACAAAUUAGACAAAAUAAUAUGUGAAAACAAGAACAAACACUGUGGUAGAAUCUGUUUAUGAAUAAUUUAUAAGUGUAUGUAGAAACGUAAUCUAGUGGUACCCAAAUAUUAUCGUAAUACACGGUGAUCAGUACUAUAGAAAGUGAUUCAUUUCAUGUAGUUGGACAACUGUCACUGCAGCUUCGGUCACGACUGCCAGCACCACAGUUAAAGUUAACUUUCAGUAACCAAGAAGAGUUUGUAUUUAUAUUUUGUUUGUGUACUUUAUAUUUUACGGAUUCCAUAAUCAUAAAAUCUAACACCGGUAUGUUAUUAUUGUAUAGAGUAAAUUAUUUAAAGCCUGUAUUCAAUGAACACAGUGUAUAAGAAAAAUCUAAACACUGUCAAUAUUAAUUGAGUUGUUUUCGAUGAUGAAUAAAAUAGUUAACAUCAUAAUCAUCGAUUCAAUGUAUUCAUCAUAUGGUGUGGUUAGUAACAGUAUAGUGUUUGUUACUGAACAUAAAAACUUCAAUCAGCUCAAAAUUCGAAUAAUGUUUGAAACCUUUUUCAGUUGUGUUAUAUUAAUAAUUAUAUUAUUAAUUUUAUGUCUGUGAUUUAAAUGGAUAGUUUUUAAAGAAAUUUGUAUGUGUUUUGAAUAUGAGCAAAUUAUGUGUUAUAUAUAUCUUAGUCUAACCAAAGUGUGUUUAGAAUUUUAUUUUAUUUUUGAUUCUUGAUUCAUGUAAUAUUGCUUGUAUAUACAAUUACUACGGCUCAAAAAAAACAUGAGAUGUCCCUAAAUAAACAUGAUUUUUAUAAAUUUUUCAGUACAUUUUGCAGGCUUGUUAAGCUUAAGCUUUAAAGUGUUCACUUGUUUUAGAAUUUCCAAAAUUAAUUCUAUAGUUACCAAUACAAUUCUGGAAGUGUAGUGAUAUUAUCGUCCUCUAACAUAAUUAAAUUUCUGUGGCUGAAAUUUUCGUGAAGCAUAAUGACAUGAUUUUAGGAUUUACAAAUUCCAUUGCUUUAAGUUCUAGUUUUUUUGUGAAAUUUGUGUAUCAUUGUGUGUUGUUUUAUGUACUGUAAAUUAUAUAAUAGGUACAAAUUUUGUUUGGUUUAUAAUAAACUGUUGAUAAAUUUUCAGUAAUGUA